Scatophagus argus is the source of this 2787-nucleotide messenger RNA. RefSeq names its product sterol 26-hydroxylase, mitochondrial. The coding region runs from base 601 to 2205 and encodes 534 amino acids. NCBI's taxonomy places the organism in Eukaryota, Metazoa, Chordata, Actinopteri, Scatophagidae. Gene Ontology annotation, biological process: C21-steroid hormone biosynthetic process; glucocorticoid biosynthetic process; cellular response to peptide hormone stimulus. The transcript has 9 exons. Gene Ontology annotation, molecular function: monooxygenase activity; oxidoreductase activity, acting on paired donors, with incorporation or reduction of molecular oxygen; iron ion binding. The record is from RefSeq and is a predicted model, not a curated record. Gene Ontology annotation, cellular component: mitochondrial inner membrane.
AAAAAUGUCUCAGUUGAGGUGGUUUCCCUCUUGGCAGCUGUCCCAGCAAUGUCUCUGCUGUCCCCUCCUCCUCCGGAUGCGUGUACUCAACUAAUCCUUUGACUGACAGAUCUGAAUGCUUAUUUGCUUGUACUUUUUUAUUCAGUUCUUUCUUUAAGUCUCAGCGGGAAACAAAUCUCGGGGAGGAUGUUCUGUGUAGCUGCUUCUCUUGUUUUAGCUGAUAUUUGACCUCAUGUAUAUAUCAACAUGGAUCUGUCCUUUUUAUUCUCUACAGUCAACAGUUUUCACUUGUUAUUUAGUCGUUUAUUUGGAUGGUAUUUCUGUUUCUGUUCAUUACACUUAUGUACAUGAAAGGAUGCUGUUAUCAUACAUUUGAGUGAUGUUAUGUUAGUCAGAAUCACAUAAUUUCACACUUAACCAGCACACUGAAAAUGGCUUUUCAGAAUUUUAAUUAUUCACCACAGAUGAAUGGCCCUUGGUCCUGGAUCCUUGAGAGCUGUGCUGGAAGGGUUAAAUGUUUUGUGAGACGUGGCCCCUCCCUGCUCUGCUACUCUCUUGGAUAUCACCGAAGCCCUGUGCAUUUGCUAGUCUGCCCUCGUCAUGGCUGCACGGCUGUCUUGGAGUGUGGUGUGGAGGAAACGCCCCGAUGCUGUAGCCCGAGUCUGUUCCAGGGGGGUGGGAAGCGUCUCCUCUCCCACGGGGUCCCUCUCUACCUUCCAGGACAAGCCUCGGACAGUAGAGGACCUCCCACGUGUCAGCACCUUGGAGCUUUUAUACAGACUGACAUUUCAGGGUUUCUACAACCGUAUGCAUGAGCUACAGAUCUACGAGAAACAGCGAUAUGGGCCCAUAUUCAGAGAUGGAAUGAACGGAGUGUGCGUGAACACUCCGAAGCUGCUGGAGGAGGUCUUGAGAAAUGACGACAAAUUCCCUGUCCGAGGAGACAUGUCCCUGUGGAAAGAGUAUCGCGACAUGAGAGGAUACGGCUAUGGGCCGUUCACAGAGAAUGGGGAGAAGUGGUACAACUUCAGGGUGCUGCUGAACAAGCGCAUGCUGCAUCCGAGGGACUCUGCACAGUAUAGCGACGUUGUCAAUGUCAUUGUUACAGACUUCAUCAAGAGGAUCUACUACCUGCGUCAGUGCAGCCCCACAGGAGAUCUGGUGACCGAUAUGGCCAAUGAGCUCUAUCGUUUCUCACUAGAGGCUAUAUCGUCCAUACUGCUUGAGACAAGGCUUGGGUGUCUGGAAAAGGAAGUCCCAGAAGGUACGCAAGAGUUCAUCAACGCCAUAUCCAAGAUGUUCACCAACAACUUUAUUGUGAUGAUGAUGCCCAAAUGGAGCCGCCGUCUGCUGCCCUACUGGGGGCGCUACAUUGCAGGCUGGGAUGGCAUCUUCAGCUUUGCUACAAACUUGAUUGAUAAGAAGCUGGAGCUCAUUCAGCAGCGCUUGGACAACAACCAGGAUGUGAAGGGCGAAUAUCUAACAUACCUUCUCACAAACACUCAGAUGAGCACUGAAGACGUGUAUGGCAACAUCUCUGAGCUUUUGUUGGCUGGAGUGGACACGACCUCCAAUACCCUCACAUGGACUUUGCACCUGCUGUCCACGUACCCUGAAUAUCAGGACAAGCUUUAUAAAGAAGUGUCCACUGCAGUACCGGCAGACCGGAUACCGUCUGCUGAGGAGGUCACACAGAUGCCAUAUUUGAAGGCUGUCAUCAAGGAAUCUCUGAGCAGUCAGGAAUCAGUCCUAAACCAAAGCACACGAAAUGAUUCGCUGCUGUUUUGCAGGAUGUACCCUGUGGUUCCUCUGAACGGAAGGGUCGUGGCUGACAAGGACCUUGUGGUUGGUGGCUAUCAGUUUUCGAAGAACACCGGUUUCACGUUUUGUAACUACGCCAUCAGUCACGAUGAGGACACAUUCCCGGAGUCGUUCACGUUUAAGCCGGAGAGGUGGCUCCGUGACGGCCAUGACAGGCCAAACGCCUUUGGCACCAUCCCGUUUGGCUUCGGAGUGAGGAGCUGUGUAGGCCGCCGGGUUGCUGAGCUUGAGAUGUAUUUGGCUCUGUUUCGGCUAAUCAGGCAGUUUGAAAUCAAGCCAGACGCCACAAUGGGGGAGCUGAAAUGUCUCAGCCGUACUGUUCUGAUACCAGACAAACCAGUAAACCUGCACUUUGUGGACCGGGGAGGCAAAAACGCAGCCUGAUCGGCCUUGCAGGUUGAUCUGAAUGUAAAUGUUGCAUAUGAAUGGAAAAACUUUUAAACUGUAGAAACACUUCUAAGAAAGUCAGACACAGUAAGAGAGUGAGAAAAUGUCAGCAGGCCUGAAACCUGGACAACAAGGACUUUUGUAAGAACUGAGGAAUCACCGAGCAUCAUGUACGUGUCAGAAAGAUGGCGCAGAAGUUCAUCAAGAUUUUCUAAGAACGGGACGAGCAAUGAGGAAACACACAACACUUUUUAGCUCAACAAGGUGGCUGAUGAUGCGAGCUUCAGACUUCCACUGUUUCCUACCUCCUUGUACUCGACUCCCUUCAUUUAAAUUCAAAGUUCCGCUCUGCUUUUCAUGGUUUAAUAAUAAUAAUCAUCAUUCACAACACCUUUAGAGGGUGGCGGCAAGAAUUUUAUAUGUGUGUGCGUGUGUGAACUGAAAGUUCAACUCCAGCCUCAUUUCUGUUCCUUUCAUAGCAAACUCAGAUGUGAAGCCUUCACUUUGUAUGGAUAGAAAACUUCAUAUCUCGUAUUCAUGGAUAAAACUUAAAGUGAAUGAAUAAAGAUCAAUAAUGUG